AUGGCAGAGAGUGGAAAUAAUGGGGAAAGAAGAAGCGAGGAUAAAGAAAGAGGAGGUGGCAGACCUCUCCAGGAGCUCCACAAACUCUCCCCAGUUGGUGCCCCCUCCUUUGGGAGCAAAAGGCAUCUCCCCCGGGGGAUUGUGAUCCAGCUGACUGGGACAGAGGGAGACUGGGACAGCCUAGAUGAAAGUGAGCUCAUCUUCUCCCUUGAUCAUGAUGAGGACUACCCCUCUAUAUCUCUCUCGAAGGAGAGGCAGCGCUCUGUUGAGGAUGACAGAGGACUGCAGUCUCAAGCUUUCCACGUCCCUCUUUCUCCUUCUUCGCCUGGCUCUCUGGGGAACUUCUCCGCCCCUGGCCCCAGUUUCCUCUCCCCAGGCCCGUCCUCACCGACCCACCGACCCCUUGCAAGCCUGGUAAAGUCUCUCUCCACAGAGCUGGAGCUGAAAGAAUGCUCCACCCUCAGACCCAAGCCCCUUCUCAGCCUCGUAAAGUCAAUCUCCACAGAGAUCUCCCGCUCAGAGCCCGAGGUGUCGCAGUCAAAAUCAGACUCCCGCCUUAACCUCCACCUGUGGAAGCAGCUGACCCAACCAAAAACCCGCAGCAAUGGCGACUCCCGUACUGCGCCCCCUUCUCCUAGCUCGCUCUCACCCAGCGGAGAGGGUCUGAAAGGGGGCUUUUUCAAAAUGGAGCUGGAGGACACCAAGAGGAAGCUCUCAGAGGCCGUACACGAACCUCUGAGCAGCAUGUUCAGUAAGAUCAUGAGAGAGGAGAGCGCAGGCAGCCCCAAACACCAGUGUAGGACCCAGGGGGCUCACCAGGGCAGCUCCAGAGGUUUGGGACGGGACAGCAGCACAGACACGGUCCUUUCAGAGUCUCCCGUGAGGAACGCUAGAAAAACAGAUGCUGAUGUUUUGCCUGUGUUUGACUGGCCUUCUGUUAGACAUCUUGGGAGAAUUCACUGCAGCCCCUGUCCUGUGCAUCACAACAGACAACUUAACAGGGAUGAGGAGCUGGAAAUAUGCACAGAUGGUGAUAUGAUGCAAGUAUUUGCCGUUGAGACACACAGACAGGCGAGGAGAGCGCCUGCUGGUUCUCAGGUCCCUUCUGAACCCUUGGCUCAGACCCCACCUCUUCUUCAGCCACCUCAUCCUCUGCCACGCAUGAGUUUAUUCUGUGUGGCAGUGCUGUCUUAUGCCUAUUUCAUCCUACCUCUUAGUCCAUAUUUCUCUGGCCUGGCUCUGGGAUUAGCACUGGGGUUCUUGCUAGGACUUUUGCUCAUUAGGAUGGGUUCCUCCAGGUCUCGCUGCCCAGCCCCCACCGAUAGACCAGCACAGACCUUGCUGGGAGAGCUGAUUCUGACAGGUGGCACUGUUAACACUGAGCCUGACAUCCUCAAGGGGUGGAUGAACGAGAUACAUGAUUACGACCCAGAAACCUACCAUCCAGCUCUGACUCAGUCUGUGUUUGCCACCCUGGAGGGGUCCUGUCUCCGUCUGGACUCCCCGCGUACCAACAUCAGCCGCAGGGCCACAUACGACGAAAGAGUCCACGAGGCCAACUUUGUCAAGUCACGUUGCUUUCAGCUGGCAAAGAGCAAAGUAUUCCUGCUGCCAUCUGUGUUGGCACGGAAGAGGGUGUGGAACCCAAAGUAUCCCAUCUGUAUCCAACUGGCCAGGGGAGGAAACUUCCGGGAGGAUGAGGGAGGAAGGUCUGAGGGGAGUCGGGGAGAGGAACCAGGAGCUGAACCUCCUAAGCCCAUCCCUGACCUGCCCACCACUCUUUACCUCUUCAGCCGCACCGGACGAGAGAAAGAAGAGUGGUUUCGUCAUUUCCUGUUUGCAUCCAUGGAUACAGAGAGGGAAAAGGAGAGGGACAGACAGAGGCCUGGCAGAUGUGUGUCCAGAUCGGGCGAUCCAGCUCUGGCACAGGGUGUUUGUAAUAUCCCAAGCAGCAGAGGCUCCAGCAGAGUGGGCAGCAGUGACGAUGAUGCCCCCUGCACACCUCCAGUCCCCAGCAUCCCCCCUGCAGCUCAUGUCGGUCAGACCUCCAGUAGCACCAGGGGCCUUUCACUGCUAGACUACACAAGCUACAUGGCUCAUCUCCUGGGCGCAGAGGAGAUGGGCCCCCUCUCCAGCCCUGGGGCCGGCAGCACAGAGACGAGCCCCACCAUCAAAGGAAAUUGUACCUGUGAUCUGACAGAGUACCCUGGGAAGAGCCAGACUAUGUGGGCUAAUGCUCUGAUUGGUCGGAUCUUCUGGGACUUCCUGCGAGAGAAGCACUGGGCCCACGCUGUUUCCCACAAGAUCCAGAAGAAGCUCAGCAAAAUCAGGCUGCCUUACUUUAUGAAUGAGCUGACUCUGACUGAGUUGGAUAUGGGCUGCUCUAUGCCACAUAUCACUGCUACCUCCAGACCAGAGGUUAAUCACAGGGGCCUGUGGGUGGAGCUGCAGCUGGUCUACACCGGUGCACUGCAGAUGACCUUGCAGACCAAGUUCAACUUGUCCAAGCUGGGCAAAGAGGGUGGCCAGGACACAGACUGCACGACUGAAACUGGCAGCCCACGCUGCAGGCCCGUCCUCAGUGUGUUGGCGGACAGUGAUGAGGAGUCGUCCAGCGCUGGGUCAUCCGACGAGGAGGAGCUUCUCCUCUCCGAGCCCCAGGGGCCAAUGGGGGAGAAGGGAUCCACACCUAUGGCUGAAGGGACAGCGGGAGGCAGGACGGGGAGGAAGAUUUUGAGAUUUGUGGACAAAAUUGCUAAAUCCAAGUAUUUCCAGAAGGCGACAGAGAACGAGUUCAUUAAGAAGAAGUUUGAAGAGAUGUCCAACACGCCCCUGCUGCUCACUGUGGAGGUUCGGGAGCUGUCAGGGACUCUGGUCGUCAACAUCCCACCACCCCCUACUGACAGGAUAUGGUACAGCUUCUGUGUGCCACCCAAGCUGGAUCUGCAUGUCCGUCCCAAACUGGGCGAGAGGGAGGUGACUUUCUGUCAUGUAACCGAGUGGAUUGAGAGGAAACUGCAGGAUGAGUUUCAAAAAGUGUUUGUGAUGCCAAACAUGGACGACAUCUACUUACCCCUGAUGCACUCUGGCGUGGAACACCCUCAAGCCUCCGAGCAUCUGUCUCCUCAGUCCCAACGCUCCCAAAGCUCCUCCACAGAGUCUAUAGAGAGGAUCCCACCUGAGAUCUCCGGGGCAGAGUCUGACUAG
This is a messenger RNA of Toxotes jaculatrix (banded archerfish), 3207 nucleotides long. It is a transcript of the gene tex2l, whose product is annotated as testis expressed 2, like. Lineage: Eukaryota; Metazoa; Chordata; Actinopteri; Toxotidae. The transcript has 11 exons. Gene Ontology annotation, cellular component: endoplasmic reticulum. The record is from RefSeq and is a predicted model, not a curated record. Gene Ontology annotation, molecular function: lipid binding. The coding region runs from base 1 to 3207 and encodes 1068 amino acids.